AUGUUAGAGGCAGCAGCGACCUCCUUCGCCUCAAUCCUCGUCCUAGGUGCAGGCUUCGCCAUUGCCGCCUACUGCUACCACAAGGGCUACAAAUGGAUGGUCCUCAAGAAGAUGGAAAAUGCUUUCGCACCCGGCGAUCCCGUCCUCGACCUCGCCGCCAUCGGCAAAGACAUCCCCCUUUCCAAGACUGCGGCGGCUACCCACUGGGUUCAUAGGCCUGAGCAAAGCCUGGUCGAUGAUGUUGUGGCUGGGCGCACGGGGGGUCAUUACCAUCUGUUUAUUGGUGAGAAGGGUACGGGGAAGAGUAGUAUGCUGCUGGAAGCGAUGCGUAAGAUCAAUGGAGAGGGAGUGGCUAUGUUUGAGGCGCAUGCCGAUCUGGAGAUUUUCCGGAUUCGGUUGGGCAAGGCGUUGGAUUAUGAGUACCACGAGGAUUAUAUGGGCAGCUACUUCAGCGAGCGUGGGCCGAGGGAUACCACCGCGCUGCUGGAUAUCGAGAGAGCGCUCAACAAGCUGGAGAAGGUCGCGCUGAAGCGGAGGGCUAAGGUCGGCAGGCCACUCGUGCUCAUCAUCAACCAGAUGCACUUGAUCCGGGAUGAUGAGGACGGCAAAGACCUGAUUGAGCUGCUCCAACAGCGGGCUGAGCAGUGGGCAGCCGCAAAUUUGGUCACCAUGAUCUUCAACAGCGACGAUUACUGGAUCUAUGAGCGGCUGAAGCAGCUGGCCACGCGAAUGGAAGUACAUACCAUCAUGGACCUGCCCAAGGCCCAGGCCAUUGCCGCGCUGAAGAACUAUCGAGAGCGAUACUUUGGCGAGACGCCGUCUCACCACCUGCUGGAGCAAGUUUAUGACCGGGUUGGCGGGCGGCUGAACUUCUUGAACCGGGUGGCCAAGAGCGAGGACAUGCUCGCCACUUGUGACAAGAUCAAAGAGGCGGAGAAGACGUGGUUCUUGAACCAGUGCUGGAUCCUGGGUGAGGAGAUGGAUGAUGAUGUGAUGGAUCAGCAGAAGUGGGCGGCCGCCGCCGUAGUCCUGGCCACUGCCCUCGUAGACAAAGAAGCCGAAAUGGAAAAGACCUACGACCCCGAAACUGGGCAUGUGCUCCCCUCCUUCCCGCUGCACAAAGCCCAAGAGAUCAUGACCCGCGCCGACUUCGUGCGCGCGCUGGACCGGCUGAACCUAUUUAGCAUCACCAGCGAUGCGCAGGUGCGUGCCAGCUCGGUACCGAUGCACCACGCGUUCAGGGAAAUCGUCGCGCAGCCUGGCUUCCGUGAGCACCUUCAGGCGACGAUCGAUCGGAUUGCCGCGAUCGAGAGUCUGGGACGCACGAGGGAGCUGGUAGCGAAGGAUCUGGUGCAUGGGGCGAAGUAUGAGAUUAGGAAGGUUCCUGGGGGUGUAGAUGUUUCUAUUAGGAAGGAGGAGGAUGAGAAGGAUGAUUGA
This is a messenger RNA of Thermochaetoides thermophila DSM 1495, 1437 nucleotides long. RefSeq lists its product as uncharacterized. The transcript is spliced from 2 exons. Lineage: Eukaryota; Fungi; Ascomycota; Sordariomycetes; Sordariales; Chaetomiaceae. The record is from RefSeq and is a predicted model, not a curated record. The coding region runs from base 1 to 1437 and encodes 478 amino acids.